Molecule: messenger RNA, 1671 nt
Organism: Colletotrichum graminicola M1.001
Lineage: Eukaryota; Fungi; Ascomycota; Sordariomycetes; Glomerellales; Glomerellaceae
Product: ATPase
Exons: 5
Coding region: 1-1671 (556 amino acids)
Molecular function (GO): ATP hydrolysis activity; ATP binding
Source: RefSeq, a predicted model, not a curated record
AUGACGACGGCAAGCCUCUUGGUCAUGGACUCCAUCGUUGUUCAAAAUCAAUCACUUAAAGAGACCUUGGGUGAAGUCUUCGAAGGGUAUGCCGGCAUCACAGCAUCGCUGAAGAAGGUGGUUUUCAAAUCACCAUUCCAUCCCUUCUAUUACCGCUGGCAGCAAUUUACGCAGAUACUUGAGCGUCAAACGCAAAAUUGUGAAGCCGCAGCUAUAUUCUCUCAACUCCUCUAUGGCGUAUUGCAUGCUGAACUCCAUGAAACUAUGGUCGAAAUCAAGGACCAUCUCAAUCACGGAGUCAUCAUUUACCGGCUUCUCUGGGCAUUAUUUGAGCCUGGCAAGCUUGUUGUUACAACUCAAGAUGGACAUACGCGCUUCUAUCUCGUUAAGAGCUGCGUUUACACCGAGGAGAACGGGAUGGUGGUUUCAGUCAGGUUCAUUGAUUGGGACUUGGAUCAAUUCGGGUACGCAGAUGGUAUCCUCAACAUUUGUCCAUUCGCCGGGACGAGUGAGAUUGCCGAGGCCAAUGUUUUCCCGGCCGAAUUCUCGAGUCGAGAUCGAAAGCAGAGGCGGCAGCCAUCGAUCGGGGCCUCAAGUUCCAGAACCUCCGGGGCUUUCAUUACAUGGCCUAUACGGGAUUCAGCUUCCUACUUCCGUGCCAACCCAUCCGAACGGGUCCAUCUGGCGCCGUUAACAGAUGAUUCUGUCAUGCCGUCGAUCAACGUGGCCGAAGAUGCCCAUUUACGCUCGGACAGCUCGGAGGGAUGGAGCUGUGGCACACGUAUAAUAGGGGGAAAUGACUACCAGCAUCGUGUCCGUAAACGAAAGCUCGAAAGCGGGGAGAUCCCCCUGCCAACCGAAGAAGCCACCGAACCAGAUCUUGAUCUCACGAAACAAGAACUCCUCCUCUGUAGCACGCACGUUCGAGGCUGUUGUCUCAAGUCGAAAGUCUGGGCCGAAUUUAUGGUGGAGAAUAACCUGAUUCUUUCCUUCGUGGAGGGCCAGGUCUCUAAUAAGACUGCCUUCGAUGACUUAAUCGAAGGGAAGGGCCUUGGCAUCAUCAUGUUGCUCGUCGGGAAUCCGGGCACUGGCAAAACUUUGACUGCUGAGGCUGUUGCCGAUGAAGUCAGGAAGCCUCUUUAUAUCCUAAGUGCGGUAGAGCUAGGCAAUGAUGCUACUGCUGUUGAAGACAGGCUGACUAAAGUCCUUGAACUAACCGAGAAGUGGGAUGCGGUCCUCUUGUUCGAUGAAUGUGAUGUGUUCAUACAAGAACGCUCUAAGGAACACCUAGAACACAACAAGAUCGUCGCAGUAUUCCUUAGGCUUCUAGAAUACUACCGCGGCAUUUUAUUUAUGACGUCCAACCGCGCUGAAACAAUCGAUAGGGCUUUCUACAGCAGAAUACACCUUACCCUCCACUAUCCUGACCUUGAGCCAGCGGCCAGGGAUCAGAUAUGGAGACAGUUCAGUCAGCGCUCACAGAUGGAGAACAAACUGGCAGACGAAAACUUCAGGAAUCUGGCGCAUCUACCUAUGAAUGGGCGUCAGAUAAAGAAUGUGCUCAAGAUCGCCAUGCUUCUCGCCAGGCAAGAGGACACGGCUCUGUCUAUGGAUCAGAUCCGGACGGUGCUGCGGGCAACCAAGGAGAUCGGCGACGGUUACGAGGUCUAG